AGAACCUUGAACAUUUACAUACUAUAUGAGUUUGUUUUGUUACAGAGGGCAUUCUCAGCUACAGCAUGCCUCAAGGAGUCAAAGUCAAUUCAGAAUUGGAUCUCACCGAUCGCACUUAUGAUGGAGUAGAGGAAAUGAGCCACCUGUCAAAUGGUUUGGGCCAACUAGUGGAUGGGAAGAAAGGAAAUGACAAUUUCAACCUGGAUGUCUCUGGAUUUGGUAGAGAUCUUGGGAACCUAUCCGGUGAAGUACGAAGAGAUCUGACGAAAUCCAGGAAAUCUGAAGAGAUCUCUGGAUCUCAUAUAUUUUCAAGGGGAUCCAAGGAUUUUGAACGAGAUCCAAAGAUAAGAGAGAAAGAGCGAAAGAAGGGAAAUCUCAGUGAAGAAGGCCUUUUGUUCCACAAAAGUGUCAGCGGGUACUCCAAACUGGUAUAUCUUCAACCACUAAAAAUCAAAAUCUUGCAAAUGACUCAUUCCUGUUUGAGCAAAUUCCCUAGGACAUGAUUGAGUAUGAGAGGCUGAAUGUGCCAAGCAACAUACCUUCACGGACGAUUACCAAAGCUUGACAGGGACAAAG
Messenger RNA from Acanthoscelides obtectus, 576 nucleotides. The record is from the annotation of a GenBank genome assembly. Lineage: Eukaryota; Metazoa; Arthropoda; Insecta; Coleoptera; Chrysomelidae.